Molecule: messenger RNA, 1740 nt
Organism: Nannospalax galili (Upper Galilee mountains blind mole rat)
Lineage: Eukaryota; Metazoa; Chordata; Mammalia; Rodentia; Spalacidae
Gene: Mrgpre
Product: MAS related GPR family member E
Exons: 2
Coding region: 333-1262 (309 amino acids)
Biological process (GO): G protein-coupled receptor signaling pathway
Cellular component (GO): membrane
Molecular function (GO): G protein-coupled receptor activity
Source: RefSeq, a predicted model, not a curated record
GUGCCAGGCCUGCCAGGAAGGCUGUAGGGAGGGAGCCAGCUUUCUCUUGCUGCCCACACCUGGGCAGGGGCAGAGCCCAGCAGAGGAACAAGGUCCCCAGAGGCUCCUUCCUGACCAGCCCCAUCCCAGCCUACACCAUGUGACACGGAUGAGCCUGCUGACGCUGAGUCGCAGUGCCCGCGGCUCUGGCAGCAGCGGCUGGAGCCUCGGUCUGGCCAAGACAGCUCCACUGAGUCCCAGGGAGGAGCAGACAUGACCAGAACGGGCUGUCAGAAGUGAGAAAGUGCAGCUCCCCGGCAGCCCACAGGAUCUGCCCUCACUCUUGGCCCACGAUGGAACUGAGAGACAACAGACAACAUUCAGUGUCCCAGGAGGACAUGGCGUUCGACCUGACCAUCCUGUCACUCACUGAGCUCCUCAGCCUGGGUGGGUUGCUGGGCAACGCAGUAGUCCUCUGGCUACUCAGCCAGAAUGUCUACAGGAACCCCUUCUCCAUCUACCUCCUGGACGUGGCCUGCGCUGACCUCAUCUUCCUCAGCUGCCACAUGGUGGCCGUCAUCCCUGACCUGCUGCACGACCAACUGAACUUCCCCGAGUUCGUCCACGUCAGCCUGGCCAUGCUGCGUUUCUUCUGCUACAUCGUGGGCCUCAGCCUCCUAGCGGCCAUCAGCACGGAGCAAUGCCUGGCCACCCUCUUCCCCGCGUGGUACCUGUGCAGCCGGCCGCGCUACCUGACCACCUGCGUGUGUGCGCUCACCUGGGUGCUCUGCUUGCUGCUGGAGCUGCUGCUCAGCGGCGCCUGCACCCAGUUCUUCGGAGCACCCAGCCACCGCCUGUGCAGGACGCUGUGGCUGGUGGUGGCGGCCCUGCUGGCCGCCCUGUGCUGUGUCAUGUGUGUGACCAGCCUGCUGCUGCUGCUGCGAGUGGAACGCAGCCCGCAGAGGCCCCAACCCCGGGGUUUCCCUGCCCUGGUCCUGCUGGCCGUCCUCCUCUUCCUCUUCUGUGGCUUGCCCUUCGGCAUCUUCUGGCUGUCUAAGAGCUUGCACUGGCACAUCCCCCGCUAUUUUUACCAUUUCAGUUUCUUCAUGGCCGGCGUGCACAGUGCGGCCAAGCCGGCUAUCUACUUCUGCCUGGGCAGCACCCCCGGCCAGAGGCUGCAGGAGCCCUUCCGGCUGGUGCUCCAGCGGGCGCUGGGGGAUGAGGGCGAGCUGGGGGCUGUGAGAGAGGCUUCCCAGGGAGGCCUCGUGGACAUGACCGUCUAAGCCCUGUGCCUCACAACUGCAGCUCUGGCCCACGGAACCUGGGGGAGCCUGUGGUUAGGAAGGGUUGGGAUCAGAGCUGGAUCAGUGAGACCCUGGAGGGAGGUCUUUGUUGAGGACCUAGUCACAUGUUCCCUGCAAGGAUGCUGGGAAGGUCAGGCAGAGAGCUACAUCUCUGUGAAGGAAGCCAGGGAAUGUGCAUCUUAGGGAGAACCUUCCCCAGGCACAUGAUGUCAUGACAGCCACUGCCAAGGCCCCUCCCCAUGGUUACAGUGCCCUCAGAAAUGAGGUGGGUCAGUCACUGAUCAGGGGCAGGUAACUGUCUCCCCCCGCCCAUCAGCAUUCUCCUAGCUGUAGAAUGUGGGGUGACCUUCUUCAGCUAUCCAUACCCCUCUCUUUAGUGCAGGCUAAAAUGGUGAGGAUAUUAGAGGCUCAACUAGGUGUGAGGCUUGAGUGGCUCAGGGGCUCUCGAUGGCUGAAC